AGAUGAUAACAUGAAUGUAGCUGUUAAUGCCGUAACACCGGUCUGAUUUCAGCUACGUUCAGCAAGAUGUUUUUCAUCCCACUGCAUUUUUACAACCAACAUAUAUCAAACUGUUAGCGUUUACUCGUUUUUUCUAGCUCAAUUCCUUUUGUGUCUCUUCCAGGUUAACUUCCAGCUGAAGAAAAUGAACGGAUUGUCCAUCAGUGAAUUAUGUGGCCUUUUCUGUUGCCCGCCCUGUCCGAGCCGGAUUGCAGCGAAGCUGGCCUUCCUGCCCCCGGAACCCACUUACGCUCUUCUGCCGGAUCUGGACUCCACCGCCCCUGUGACCUCUAACCUGGGAGCCUCGGGUUUACGCUCUCGGUUGGGUGGGGGUGGAGGAGGAGGGAGUGGAGGAGGAGGUGGUUUGAGUGAUAGGAGCGGAGAGGACCAGUGGAAGCUGCACCUCUCUGAGCGAGCGGAGUUCCAGUACUCUCAGAGGGAGCUGGACGGAACCGAGGUCUUCCUCACUCACUCCAGCCGUGGCAACACAGUGGGAUGCAUGUACAUCCGCUGUGCCCCAUCUGCAAGGUACACUGUGCUCUUUUCUCACGGUAACGCUGUGGAUCUGGGUCAGAUGAGCAGCUUCUACAUUGGUCUGGGCACUCGCAUCAACUGCAACAUCUUCUCUUAUGAUUACUCUGGUUACGGGGUCAGUACAGGAAAACCCUCAGAGAAGAAUCUGUACGCAGACAUCGAUGCUGCAUGGCACGCUUUGCGCUCAAGGUAUGGCAUCAGCCCGGAGAAUAUAAUCCUUUAUGGUCAAAGCAUUGGCACUGUGCCCACUGUGGAUCUGGCUUCUCGUUAUGAGUGUGGUGCCGUGGUACUUCACUCGCCCCUCACUUCAGGAAUGAGAGUGGCUUUCCCUGACACCAAGAAGACUUACUGCUUUGAUGCUUUCCCCAACAUUGAGAAAGUGUCUAAGAUCACGUCUCCAGUGCUGAUCAUUCACGGGACGGAGGAUGAAGUGAUUGACUUCUCUCAUGGUCUGGCCCUGUUCGAGCGCUGCCCAAAGGCCGUGGAGCCGCUGUGGGUGGAGGGAGCUGGACACAAUGACAUCGAACUCUACAGCCAGUACCUGGAGCGCCUGCGCCGGUUCAUCAGCCAGGAAGUGGCUACGCAGUAACCUCUUCUGCCAGGUUACCAGUACAGGAGCAAUCUCAAUAUCACAGCUCAGAACGGCAGAUCUUACAGGCCUGGUAUCAGCAUGCAAACACUUGAUUGUGCUCACGAUAAUAAAUGGUAGAAAUGUUUGGAAAACAAACAAACAGACUUAAUUUCUGGAGAGUUUGUUCUUCCAUGAACUGUUGACUCUCUUUUCUAUCAGCCAGGAGCUGAGUUUAGUUCUUAGAAGACCUUCAACUUCAGACCCAGGAGAUCACGACAUGGGAUUGUCGGUCACGUAGAGAAUCUCAGAUCGUUGCUUCUCACGUUUGAUUGGUUGAUUUGGAUUGAGUUUUUGCGAUUAGGGCAAAUGCAAGGUCAUCUGAACAGGACUUACUAAUAUUUCUUUCUGAAGCUCUUGUGGUUGUUUCUAUACUUCCUUUUUUUGUUAGAUCUCGUUGUGAGCAUAUAGCUAGUCGGUUUUAAAUAUAGCUUGACCACCUUUUCAGACAAGAACUCUCUGCUGGACAGAUUCUCUGUGUGUGUGUGUGUGUGUGUGUGUGUGUGUGUGUGUGUAACCCUAACCUUUUUUAGACUUUCUGCUGUGUAUGUUUUUCAUUGCAACCGUCUUUUGCGACUGUUUAGGGCCAUUCAGACCAAACACAUUCAUGCAUUAAAAAAAGAGGCAGUGCAACGAAUGGAACAGAACGCAGGUGUCUCGUGACCCGUUUUUAAAAAUGCUCCACUCCUGCACGAGACGCUGACCAUUAAAAAGAUGCAAUGCAACGGUCAAAUAUGUCCAUCUAGCACGUUUAAAUAGAAAAACAAUGUCAACUAUUUGAAAAAAAUUUGCGCAGAUGGACGCAAACCACGCCUAUUUGUCAGUUAUCUUGAUAUUCAGUGGGGUCCAAAAUAACAAUGAUUUACAAUGUAAGAUUCUGCACUAUUUGAAGAUCACUUAUGAAAUGUAAGCAAAUUUGUAACAUUUGUGACCAUGUUAAAGGGUUCGUUCCCCAAAAAUUUAAAUUCUCUUACCGUUUACUCACCCUCAUGCCAUCUCAGAUGUGUCUGACUUCCUUUCUUCUGCAGAACACAAAUGAAGAUUUUUAGAAGAAUAUCUCAGCUCUGUAGGUCCAAAUAAUGCAUGUGAAUGGUGGCCAUAACUUUGAAGCUCCAAAAAGCAGAUCAAGUCUGCAUAAACAUAAUCCAUCAAAGUCCUAUGGUAACAUUAAUGUCAGCAGAACAAAUAUGUGAAUGUGAGCAGACCAAAAGGUAAUUCCUUUUUCACUAUAAAUUUUGACAUUAGCAGUCUCAUUGGAGAUCAUGAUUUCAAGCUCGAUUACACUUCCUAUAGCGCCAUCUAGCGCUCUGCACAUGCAUCAAGCACUAGGUGUAAUCGAGCUUGAAAUCAUGAUUGUGCCUAGUGACUGCAAUGGCAACAUGUACGGUGAAAAAGAGGUAUAUUUUAGUGUGUUCUCACCUAAAAUAGAUUACUUUUAUACUGCCUUUAUGUGAUAUUUGGAGCUUCAAAGGUUUGGUCACCAUUCUCAUGCAUUGUAUGGACCUACAGAGCUGAGAUAUUCUUUUAAAAAUCUUUGUUUUGUGUUCAUACCCAUCUGGGAUGGCAUGAGGGGGAGUAAAUUAUGAGAGAAUUAAAAUGUUUGUCCCCUAUCCCUUUAACUCCCAUAGACAUAAAGCGUGGACUCAAGCCACAUCAAGUCAUAGAAGCUGGGUUCUGUAAACAACCACCUAGCAACUGCAUAGCAACCACACAGAGUACCCUGGCAAACACACAUUAAUGUCCUGGCAACCUCGCAACGUUCUGGCAUCAUUGUGGCAAGUUUUCACAGGUAAGCACCAUUCACAUUUACUUGAAACAAUGUAAAAUUUGUAAUUGAUUUUUUUUUUUUUCAAUUACUCAGGAAAAUCUCAGACUUUUGGACCCCACUGUGCCUAUAUGCCUACAGAGAGGUCAAAUUCUUUUUUUCACUGUGUCCAUACAAAUGGAGCUGUGUCAGAAAUCCCAUGAUGUAAAUUUGCCCACUCUAACGCAUGACAAAAGUCAUAAUUGUUUAUUAUUUCCCUCGAUAUUGUAAUUGCAAUUAUUAAUUUCGAUUGAUAGAACUGACAUUAAAAUAGGCUACUUGUGUUGUGUGGUGCAACUGCAUGCCAUAUUCCUUAUUUUGGCUACACAUCCAAAACACACUGAGAACUGUGUUCAUUGAGACAUAAAACACACAUUUGUGUAUCAUUUGGCAUGGUGUCGUUACUGAUAGGCUUAUAGACUAAUUUAAAAGCCUCCGAUUCACCACUGCAUUCAUGCACACAACUUACAUGCCUUUGAUUGGUUAAAAUGCUCAAGCACUGCAAAAAAACACAUGGUUGAACAUUUGGACAUGACAGGAGCAAGCCUAAAUGGAAUGCUGUAAUUGACACUUUUCACGAUUAGGCAACUGCAACAGCCGUAAUUGUAAUCUCCAUUCUCUUUCCAAUGAAUUGUACACACAUUCCUCCCUUUUUUAUGUCAUUCUCCAUGUGAAAUCCUCUCAUACACUUUGAUUGAAAUGGUGCAUACAUGACCUUAACACUUAAGUCAACCCCAAACUGACAUGUGAUUGGCAGUUUUCUGAGCCGUUCCAGAAUGGGGUUGUGACCAUCCACCUCUGACCUUUUGUUUGUAUUUAUGUGUGCGAGAGGACAGAUUUUUGUAAUAUUACUGCAUGUCAGGUCAUCAAGACACAUUUCCAACUCCUCUAUCUUCUUAUGCUGUUUUUUGCUAUUUCUAUUUGCAUAAAGGUUUGUAAAUUGAGCUAUUUAUAGCUGUAGUUUCUCUUGCAAACAGCCUCGCUGUAAUAGAUAUGCUCUUGUGUGUUCUAUGGAUAUUUAACAUGAACUGCCAGAUCUAUUUUUAUAAGGUUGACAAAUCUUUGGUAUAAUAAGACGAAACCUUUCACUGUUUAAGAGCCAUUUUUAAAGGGAUAGUGGUGUCUUUUCAGGCUGGACAUGUAGAUUCUUUGUUUUGCUAAAAGGAAUAGUUCACCCAAAAAAUGAAUUCAUUUACUCACCCUCAUGUUGUUCCAAGCUUAUUAUUUCUAUAUCAUUUACAAAAAAUAACCAGUAAAGUUGUCCCUUCAACUCAUAUUUUAUUGCAAGUUUUCUGUUAGGAACUGACCUAAAUUUAAAGUCACUGCAAAAGCGUGAAUGACAUUCUUGGAAACAAAACGUCUGCUUUUGUGUUCUGUUGAAGAAAGUAUAAGUCAUUUGUGUUUAGAACAAUGUGAGGGUAAGUGAUUGAUUCAUUUCUGGGUGGUUUAAAGGGAUAUUCCAGCCUCUUUAACAUCUUGUUCACUAUGCGUCACCUUAUUCUGAUGUAUAUUUCUUAAGACUUCGAAGACCUUUUAAGAGACUCAUGGCAAAGUGCAGUUUGUACUCAGGAAAUGAGCAAUCUGUCAUGUUUCACAGGCAAAACCUUUGCUGAUAACACACUCGGUUUUAUUACAAAAUAUAAUCUUAGGAACCAUAGACUGCAAGAAAUGGACAUUACACAUUUUGACACUUGUGUCAUAAUAAGCAUAGCAAAAAUUUUGUUAAAAACAUAAGUAUGCAUGGAACACAGAAGGUAUGAUAGGAAUGACCAAAUAUAGCACGUUUCGGUGUAUAUAAUGACUUCUUGAGAUUAAAUAGUGCACAUUAGCUUAAUAUGAAAAAGGAUGUUAUGUAAUUCAAAUGUUUUUUUUUUUUUAGAGCUCUAAUGUAAAUGGUUAGGAUGUUCAAUUCUGAACUUGGAUCUAUAUCUCUGAACAACCGAGCAAUAAUGUCUAACCUUUGACUGUGAGAGCGUUACAGUGUCAAUUUUCUCUGUUAGACUCACGCAAAACUCCACUCAAUGAUCAUCAGAAGGGUUUGCACUUCUUUAAGUGAUGGCACAAGCUAUAUUUUCUGACUGACCCCAGAUCAGCUGCUCUACAAGGUAAAUUACUGUAUGCAUAGUCACAAUUUUGUAUAGCGAUUUAAAGCGCAAUUGCUCUAUUACUAGUCACACUAGCUCACACAUCUGUAUAAAAAUUACUGUAUAUUUCAAGUUACACAAUAUAGUACAGUAUUUAUAGAGAGAUUAUGUUGUGUCCCCCUUAUGAUGUAAGAUGCUUUGUGUGUGUUGGGUAACGUUUCUUUUUUAGCCGAAAGAUGUGAUGUACUGUGAGUAAUAAAGGAAAGCUUUAAAGCUACAAUGGCACUUUUUUGUAUUUUUACAGGUUGGUAUGUGUUUGAUAUGGGUUUAUCAAUAGCAGAUGCCGAUACUGAUAUC
Molecule: messenger RNA, 5446 nt
Organism: Myxocyprinus asiaticus (Chinese sucker)
Lineage: Eukaryota; Metazoa; Chordata; Actinopteri; Cypriniformes; Catostomidae
Product: alpha/beta hydrolase domain-containing protein 17A-like
Exons: 5
Coding region: 185-1162 (325 amino acids)
Biological process (GO): protein depalmitoylation
Cellular component (GO): endosome membrane; plasma membrane
Molecular function (GO): palmitoyl-(protein) hydrolase activity
Source: RefSeq, a predicted model, not a curated record